Molecule: messenger RNA, 4216 nt
Organism: Xyrichtys novacula (pearly razorfish)
Lineage: Eukaryota; Metazoa; Chordata; Actinopteri; Labriformes; Labridae
Source: the annotation of a GenBank genome assembly
GCUGAGGCUCGACUUCUCUCUGUGGAGCUGAGGCCAUGUUUGUGCGCGCUCGUGCUGUGUGUGGGUGGGAUUUCACUCACGCUGCUGCGGACACUUGAGUCGAGAAGCAACAGUCAGAAAAGUGGAGCCACAUGAUUUUUAUGUCUCCUCUGACUGUCAUGGAGUCGCAGAAGAAAAAACACCAUUUACGACCGAUGUUUGUUUUUGUUUUCCUGUUGGGCACGCAGCUGCAUUUGGUCCUAGCGGGAGGUAAGGAGGACUGUCUGUGACUGUAUCGUGAUAUAGUCAGGUCGUGGGCAUAGCUGUGCAUGAACGCAGCAGUUGAGAUUAGAUUUGUGCAGGCCUGUGUCAUAUUAAGUGUAUUAAAACUCUCAAUGUUUGUGUUUACGUGUUUUUGGUGUCGAGUGAAGGGCAUGUCGGGACAUACUGACGACUGGAGGACGCGAAUGUCUGAGCCAAACAACUUUCCUGAAUGUCGACACUGUUUGUUGUUGCAGUGUAGCAACCUAACUUUUGCACAGGCGUUAAAUCACACUCAGUUCGUACACGAAUUUGUAACCUUAUCAGAAAUUAUGUGGUUUCCACUGUUGCGAAAGACUUUUAAUGUGGUCGAGUUAAAUGAAAGUCGUUGUUAAGGCCUCCGGACUGGGUGUACUGCGAAUAGGACUCUUUGCUUUGUACCUGAAAGAAGUGCCUGUGGCUACUUUGCAACACAAGCUGCAAGAAAACCCUUCAAUUUAAAGCGAAAUGGUUUCAAAAUGUGCAAUAUGUUGACGUUUACGUGAUUUAAAACGAACCACAAGUCAUUUAAAACUGUCUCAAAACAAAAAUAUCAAACUACGUUUAUUGUGUCUGGUGGUCUGACACUACAUUACAGGUGCAAUAACCGAAAAACCACAAACUCUCGACAAAGAACUGUCUAGAUAGAAAAAUAAGGUACCACUGACUAAUCAGACAAACUGCUCGUAUAAAGAGGAAGAGAGGUCACAAGUUAAAACUGAUUUCUUUCGACUGUACUGGGUCUAUGCUUGUAGUCAUAAAGUAACAAAAACUGCAAUGUACCAUCGUCAAUCAAAAUGUGGACAGUUUGAUCAUCUUUACCAUUUUUUUGAGCGGUAAUGUCAAACUUGGAUGGUUUAACCCACUCAAAUGAAUAGAUUUUUCUAUUUUUCAUUUAUGAGGUGCAUCAGUCCGUGAAGAGUUUCAGGUUUUGGAUCCUUUCUGCAGAAAAAGAAGCAAUGUGAAUAAGUCUGUGUUCUGUCGAACAAUGUGCUGGGCACUUUUCUGCAAUUAUUUUAUAUUUAAGAAUGAAAUAGAACCACUCAUCAUGCAGAUAAUCAGCAGAUUAAUUCAAACGAACUGUCUUUGCAGCUUUAAGAAUAAAAGUAUAUGACACUUAAGCAAAACAACACACAAAUGUGCUGUGGUGUCUUAUAAAUCUUUUUCAUACAAACUUUUUAAAAAUUUUAACUGUAUCAUAGGUAUUUAUAUAUGCCAUGAGUUGUUCACAUACAGCAGGUAAUUUGCCAGUUCUUUCCAUAAUACUGUCACAUAUUUUUUCUCAGACUGUCCUGCAGAUGGGCGCACCUGGGUGCCAUUUGGAGACAGAUGUUACCACUUUGUCCAUGGAGAUGAAGAUAAAGUCAAAAUCUACUCUUUUGAAAGUGCAAAAAAUCUAUGCCAAGGAUUCGGUACCAGAGACAACUUAUUUCUUAACAUUUUCUCCUUCCUUGUGCUUUAUUGAAUUUAAAUGAAAUGCUUACAGUGCUUUGUUUCUGUCCAGAACUUUUGACCAUCCAGAGUAAAGAGGAGAAUGACUUUGUCAUUAAUUAUUGCCCAGAGGUGUGGAAAGGUCUGGUCAACGUGUGGCUGGGAAUGUAUUAUGAUACAAGCAGUAAGUACCAUGUGACUGGAGAACAGAGGAAACUGGCUUGUCUGAGAUAAACUCAGAUCCCCUAUGGAAAUCAAACUGUAAAUAUGGUCACUUCUAUUAUGUGGGAAAGGGAAAUCAUGUUAUAAUGUGUUGGGUCUGAUGGCUGAUUGAUAGUUUUGACUCUGUACAUGAUUGUGUUUUACUCGUAAUUUAAAAAAAAAUAAAAACUAACAUAAAAAAUUCUGCUCUGGAUUUGUUCAAUUAAAGGUUUUUGACCCAUGAUGUCUUGGUCAUCGUAAAUCUGAUGAUGAAAGCUCAAUGUUUAUUUAUUUUUUGCUAUACAAACUUUUUUUCCACCAGAAAUUCAUAACUUAAGAGUUGCACUAAAUUCACUUCAACACGUGAAUGGCAAAACCUUGUUUUUUUUUCACUGUCUGUCAAUGGAAUGCUAAUGCUAACGAUGUACAUGCUGUGUCUGGUUUCAGGUGAAGACAUGAAGUGGUUGGGUGACAGCCCAGUACAGUUUACUAACUGGGAAGACAGCAGUUCUCCAUCAGACCUGGUGCCCAUGGACACAUGUGUGGCUCUGAACAGCAGGACAACAAAAUGGGAGAGUGUCAGCUGCUUGGAUGAUCUGGAGAACGGAGUGAUUUGUGAGACGAGUCAGAGUAAGAUCAGUGUUUAAAUAAUUUAAGGCCUGUUAAAAUGCGUCUGGAAGAUUUUUGUGAACUUGACUUAAAGAACACUGUGUGCCUUACCUAAGCCUGACUGUGUUUGUCUUUCUUUCAGAAGCAGAGGAAGCCAAAUCAAGUAGGUCAAUCCCUGAGCAUUUAUGUUCACAGUUUCUUUACAUGUUCCUGUGGGGUUAUGUGUUUCAAGCAUUGAGCUUCCUUACAUUGUUACUUGUCCCCCCUCAGAACCCAGCCCCUUGCUGUCCGCCCUGGUCAUUCUCAGCGUGGUGGCUAUCGUGGGAGUCUCUGCAGUUAUUUGGUUCCUGCACCAGAAGCACAAUCUUGGCUCCACUAUCAUCACAGCAUUUGAGUACCACCCUCCAUUCCGAGUACUGGAAACUGACCAGUCCUGCUUGGUGGAGGCUGAGGAGACUGACAGCGUGCCGUAGAAGAUUUCCCACUCUGGGAAAGAGCGAAAGACCCCCUUUACUGAGUGGGUGUUCAUGCAAAGAUUGGCCCUUUCUAUAAAACAGUCAGAGAAGUAGUUUGGGGUUAAUGUCAUGUUUUCGAAUAAUCUAGUGUAGUAGGAAGAAACUGACACCAAAUAUUAGCUUCUCAGAGUCUCUACUGGUGGUGUUAUCUGCACUUAUGGAGGAAUCAUCUGUAACUUCAUCAAAUUGAUUCAUUUUCAACUGUAGUCUGAUCUACAUGCACGCUAACUUGAUUUAACACAAGGUUAUCUUCUGGCAUUCUUCUUCAUCUCCAUAAUUUUUCGCAUCAGGUUUUCUCCUUUGUAUAUUAAUAGUAUUGCACUGUUGCACAUGAAAGAGGGAGGGACUACACAUGAUAUUCUGUUGCUUACCUACUUUGCCAAUUCUAGCAUUGAAUUCCUUUAAAGUUGGGAGACAUACAAGAGGGAGACAGAGUGAUUCUCUAUUAAAGGCAGUACUUGAUUUUUAAUUUCACUCUGACCCAACCAAUUUCAUGUUUUCAGCGUAACAUGUUCCCCAGGCUUUUUCAGAGACUUUUAAGAUUCCUCUACAAAAUAUUGCAUAUCUGGAAAACAUGAUAAGUAAAGUGACCUUUUUUGUGUGAAAUCAGUGCACUGUCCCUUUAAGCAGUAUUCAAAGAAACUGGGAUUCUGAAUCCCAAGGGCACAUGUAAAUAGCUUUACUGAAACAGACACUUUGUUAGAGUUUGAGUGAUUGUUGUAUUUACUCACCACAUGUAUAGUAAGAAUGAAAACCAAUCAAAGCCAGUAUUCAGUCCAGUGUCAUUCCUCAUGGAAGAAAUCAUUUCAAAGUGGCCAUUAUGAAAAUAAUCCACAGGAUUAGUUUGUUUGUCCAGAACAUGAGCAUUUCGACUUGAUCUUUCCUUGCUGGUCCAUGAAAUCCAGUCUUGGCCUUACAUGUGACAUAUUUUAAGAGAACAUUCAUGGUUAAGGUGUUUAUAAAUCGUCCUUUAACGAUUCAAGACAAUCUAGAUUUGGCUGUUACGUGAAUGCAGCAGUACUGUGUGAAAUAUUCUUCUAAAUACUGUUGCUGUUGCUUUUAUGCUAUGCAAUAUGUAUGUUGCGUAGGAUAAAAGUGUUUGUGCAAUAUGUGAGAUUAGUGUUGCAGGAUCUAGGUCCUUGUGAGUUUUUCACAAUAAACAAUGAUUGAAUGUAUCAAGA